CACUGUUAGCUGCAGCUUUCUGCUUCAUCUAGAAAGCUGGACGUAUUCACAGUGUAUGUACCACAGGCAGCGGGGGAGGGGUGAAAGGCUGCUCUCUGCACUUGUGCUUUUGUUAGCUCUACAGAAGAGGCAGAGAAACAAGAGAUAACAAAGGCUCCGUUUCCUUUCUGUGAGGGAAGGCUUUUGUCUUUCCUCCUGCAAAGAUGUCAGUGUCUGGCAAGAAAGAGUUUGAUGUGAAACAAAUCCUACGGCUACGUUGGAGGUGGUUUAGUCAUCCUUCUCAAGGUUCGCCCAACAGUGGAAGCUGCCUUCAGCAGGAAGGAUAUGAGCAUAGAGGGACCCCGGUUCAGGGCAGGUUGAAGAACCACUCUCGGGACAGAAAUGGACUGAAGAAAAGCAACAGUCCUGUCCACCACAACAUACUAGCACCAGUGCCAGGACCAGCCCCUGCCCAUCAAAGAGCCCUUCAGAAUUGGCACCAACAAAACUUGAUAGAACAUCUUCGAGCAAAUGAAGAUAUUCCUAAAGCAGUUCCAGAGAAAAAUUUGUUCAAAGAAGCUUGUGAGAAACACUCACAAAAUUUGGAGAUGAUGGUUGAUGGCAAUACAGAAGAUUCUACAGUGAGAUUAGCUACCCAACAUCCUGAGGAAAUGAAUGUCAACAGGUCUGAGGAGCAUUUCUAUGCUGUAAACCAUGCACAGGAAAUGCUACAUAAAAUGGAGAACUACCUGAAAGAAAAACAACUGUGUGAUGUGCUACUAAUUGCUGGACACCUUCGAAUCCCAGCCCAUCGCUUGGUUCUCAGUGCAGUGUCUGAUUAUUUUGCUGCAAUGUUUACAAAUGAUGUGCUUGAAGCCAAACAAGAAGAAGUCAAGAUGGAAGGGGUUGAUCCUAACGCACUUAAUUCCUUAGUGCAGUAUGCUUACACAGGCAUCCUGCAAUUGAAAGAAGAUACUAUUGAAAAUUUGCUGGCUGCAGCUUGUCUCUUACAGCUGACUCAGGUCAUUGAAGUUUGCUCCAAUUUUCUCAUAAAGCAGCUCCAUCCUUCAAACUGCCUAGGGAUUCGAUCAUUUGGAGAUGCUCAGGGCUGUACCGAGCUCCUGAAUGUGGCACAUAAAUACACAAUGGAACACUUCAUAGAGGUAAUAAAGAACCAGGAAUUCCUCCUGCUUCCAGCUAAUGAAAUUUCAAAACUUCUGUGUAGUGAUGAUAUCAAUGUGCCUGAUGAAGAAACCAUUUUCCAUGCUCUUAUGCAGUGGGUGGGGCACGACGUGUCUGCUAGGCAGCGAGACCUAGCAAUGCUGCUUUCUUACAUCAGACUGCCAUUGCUUCCACCACAGCUAUGGUAUUUAAAUAGCAUGUUAGUAGAACAAAAAGAGACCACAGACACAGACCAAUGGAAUAGAAUUGGGAGCCCCGAAAUAAACCCUCAUAUCCAUGGACAGUUUGUCUAUGAGCCAAGAAUAUACAACGGAGAAAGUGUAGCCACACUUGAAGGACCAAUGUAUGCUGUUGGUGGUCAUGAUGGAUGGAGUUAUCUGAAUACUGUAGAAAGAUGGGAUCCUGAGGGACGCCAGUGGAAUUAUGUGGCCAGUAUGUCAACUCCUAGAAGCACAGUCGGUGUUGUUGCAUUAAACAACAAACUAUAUGCUAUUGGUGGACGUGAUGGAAGUUCCUGCCUCAAAUCGAUGGAAUUCUUUGACCCACACACUAAUAAGUGGAGUCUGUGUGCUCCAAUGUCCAAAAGGCGUGGAGGUGUGGGAGUUGCAACAUACAAUGGAUUCUUAUAUGUUGUUGGUGGUCAUGAUGCUCCUGCCUCUAAUCAUUGCUCCAGGCUUUCUGAUUGUGUGGAACGGUAUGAUCCAAAAACUGAUUCAUGGUCAACUGUGGCACCUCUGAAUGUUCCUCGUGAUGCUGUUGCAGUGUGUACCCUCGGAGACAAGCUGUAUGUGGUUGGAGGAUAUGACGGGCAUAAUUACUUGAACACUGUUGAGUCAUAUGAUGCACAGAAAAAUGAAUGGAAAGAGGAAGUUCCUGUUAACAUUGGACGAGCUGGUGCAUGUGUUGUGAUGGUAAAAUUACCUUAAACUAUGUUUAUCUAAUGGAAGAAAACUGGAUAAUUUCAUGAAAUAGAGUAAGAAGAUGAGAGGAAGGAAAAAAAAUCUUCAAUUAGUAAUCAGCUGAAAAUGUUUGUGUUGUUUUACUAUAUUCUCAUUUAUUAAGCCAAAAAAAAUGUCAGACAUGAACUACAUGUAGGUGUUAAACGUAUGUAUUGCUGCAGCUUAUGAUAUAAAUGGGAAUCCAGUAGUCUAGGUUUAGCCUUGUUAUCAUAAAAUGUUUAAAUAUUUGAGGGAAAUUGAUAAUGACUAAUGUGUGAAAAGUUAUAAAGGCACUGGUAAUUUUUAAGAUUAGAAUUUGAGGUUAAAACAGUUUUCAUUUCAAAAAAAGAAAUCUCUUAAAUAUAGCUGGUAUGAAAGAACAAUUAAAAUUUGAAAUAUAAAGUCUGAUUUUCUCUAAGACAUCAUCAUUCUCUUAUUCGAACAGUAUCUCAAACAGCUAAAUAUGUCUCACAUUUAUCAGGAGGACAGCUUUUAUUGUAUUGAGCCUAAAAACAAAUUGCUAUUUGACAUAAUGUUAUGCUGAUCACAGUAUGUUACAUUUUUCACAGAUUUAUUGUUUCACAGCACCUUCUUCCAUAGUACAAAUACAUUUUUGGUAUUCCUUAACAGGUUGUCUUAUAUUUGUUACCAGUAAAAUAUUAUUGUAAUUUCAUAUACAUAAUCUAUACAAUAAAAUAGUAUUUAUCAUAUUGAUACAAACUGUGACCUCAGCCUUAGAGUGUCAGGGCCUCACUUGUAUAGAAAUUGAUAUUCCCCUCAAGCAUUUCUGUGAAUUCUGUAACAACCUAACAUGAAAUGAAAGUUUUAAAAAACAGUUUUUAAAGCGCAGUGAAAUUGCAAAAAUGUUCUACAAUAUUAACACACAGAAACACUAAAAUUUUCCAUAACCAUUGUUAAUUAUAUAGUUAUAUUUUAUGUAUCAAUAGUUGUUUUUAUUUUAAUAUUAUUCUC
Messenger RNA from Talpa occidentalis (Iberian mole), 3071 nucleotides. RefSeq names its product kelch like family member 4 (gene KLHL4). Gene Ontology annotation, molecular function: protein binding. Bases 204 to 2087 code for a protein of 627 amino acids. The transcript has 10 exons. The record is from RefSeq and is a predicted model, not a curated record. Lineage: Eukaryota; Metazoa; Chordata; Mammalia; Eulipotyphla; Talpidae.